This is a messenger RNA of Chelonus insularis, 1064 nucleotides long. Its product is annotated as GPN-loop GTPase 3. Gene Ontology annotation, molecular function: GTPase activity. The transcript has 3 exons. NCBI's taxonomy places the organism in Eukaryota, Metazoa, Arthropoda, Insecta, Hymenoptera, Braconidae. The record is from RefSeq and is a predicted model, not a curated record. Bases 159 to 968 code for a protein of 269 amino acids.
CAUAUAUAGAUGGAGACUGAAGAGAGAAGCGAAUUCCAAGUUUGUCCAGAAUUUUUCAUAACCUUUUUUUCAAUCAAAAUAAUCAUUGUAGCCGUCGUAUUUACUAUUAAAAAUUUUUUAUUGUUACAUAUUACUGUUUUAAAUUAUAAAUUACUAAAAUGAGAUAUGGACAACUAGUUAUGGGCCCAGCUGGUAGUGGCAAGUCUACUUACUGCUCUAUCAUUCAAAAACAUGCUGCAGAUCAAAAUAAAGUAAUUAAUGUAGUUAACUUAGACCCUGCUGCAGAAUAUUUUGAUUAUAAUCUUCUUGUCGAUAUUAGAGAAUUGAUUCAAUUAGACGACGCUAUGGAAGAAUUGAAAUUUGGUCCCAAUGGCGGUCUUGUUUUUUGUAUGGAAUAUUUGCUUGAAAAUUCAUCAUGGCUCGAAGAACAAUUAGGGGAUAUUGAUGAUGAUUACAUUAUCUUCGAUUGUCCUGGUCAAAUAGAACUUUAUACUCACAUGACAGUUAUAAGACAGUUGAUAAAAAUGUUAGAAAAUAUGAAUUUCAGACUUUGUGGUAUAUUUUUGGUUGACAGUCAAUUUAUGGUCGAUGCAUCCAAAUUUUUAUCAGGAACUAUGGCAGCAUUGAGUGUUAUGAUUAAUUUAGAAUUACCUCAUAUAAAUAUUCUGAGCAAAAUAGAUUCGUUGUCGAAAUCUGCUAGAAAACAGUUGGACAAAUAUAUUGAACCUGAUUCAGAACUUUUAUUAGCUGACUUACAAAAUGAUCCUUGGAAUGAGAAGUACAGAAAUUUAACAGAAGCUUUAGGAAGACUUAUUGAAAGCUAUAGUCUUGUAAGAUUUUACCCUUUAAACAUCAAAGAUGAAGAAAGUAUAACCAACAUUAAAGUAAUUAUUGAUAAUACAAUUCAGUUUGGUGAGGAGGAAGAUGUGAAAACGCGAGAUUUUGAUGAGCUAGAGCGAGAUGAUUAAUUUUAUUUAAUAAAAAAAUUAUUGUGAAAUGUGUAUUUUUAAUUUUAAUGUAAUUAAAAUUGUACGAUUUAAUAUAAAUUUUUAACUCAAAUCUUA